UUACAUCGGGCCGAAGGGCAAAACCACAGGAUCUGGACGAGGUAGGGCGCAGAGAGGAAGAGGGAUUUGGUAAUCGACUCAUCGCCAUGGGUGGAGGCGGCGGAGAAGGCCACGGUCACCAUGCCGGAGUGGAGGAUUUCAGGACCAAGGUUUGGAGCAUGACGGGCGGGCCCUAUUGCCGUCCCAAGCACUGGAGGCGCAACACCGCGAUCGCUAUGUUCGGUAUCUUCCUUGUCUGCAUCCCCAUCGCCAUAAAAUCUGCCGAGCUUGAGCAACGGCCUCAUCACCCAGUUCGCCCAAUUCCUUCUCAGCUUUGGUGCAAGAACUUUGGCAACAAUAAAUACUAGCAGCGUGAUGCAUUUCCAAAUGGUAAUAAUAUCUGGAGAUGUUCUUCAUCUGCCGUAGCAGCAAAAACUGCUUUCUAUCUUGUUACUGCCUUUUGAUCUAUAUGCGUUUUCUAUGGAAGUUAAUCAGAACUGCUCCAAUGAAAUAUGUCUGAACAAGUGUGUUGAUCCAGAACGAUUGUUUUUGUUUUGAGGUGUCGCCCAGAUUGAAAUAAAUCCAGAUGCUCUUUUUAA
Molecule: messenger RNA, 578 nt
Organism: Zingiber officinale
Lineage: Eukaryota; Viridiplantae; Streptophyta; Magnoliopsida; Zingiberales; Zingiberaceae
Exons: 2
Coding region: 87-347 (86 amino acids)
Source: RefSeq, a predicted model, not a curated record